Messenger RNA from Pecten maximus, 1041 nucleotides. RefSeq names its product monocarboxylate transporter 12-like. Bases 1 to 1041 code for a protein of 346 amino acids. The transcript has 5 exons. The record is from RefSeq and is a predicted model, not a curated record. Gene Ontology annotation, molecular function: monocarboxylic acid transmembrane transporter activity. Lineage: Eukaryota; Metazoa; Mollusca; Bivalvia; Pectinida; Pectinidae. Gene Ontology annotation, biological process: transmembrane transport; monocarboxylic acid transport.
AUGGUAUGUGGACGACAACAGACCACAGACGGUGUUUGGGGAUGGGUUAUCACAUUUGCAUCAUUCAUGAUCAACCUGCUUGUGGAUGGAGUGUGUUGCACAUACGGAGUCAUCUUCCCGGCACUUCUCGACCAUUUCGGAGAAAACAAAGCGAUGACACAGCUGUUAAACUCAAUAUUGAUUGGAACCCUUUUCGCUUUUGGUAUUGGAUUUGGCAUGAUGUAUCUACCGGCGAUUGUGAUAGUCUGUUCACACUUUGAAAAACGAAAGUCCUUGGCCACAGGGAUUGUCGUUUGUGGCACUGGAGUGGGAGUGUUUGUGUUUGCUCCUCUAAGCGAAUUUCUUUUGGAGACAUACUCUUGGCGUGGAACAAUGUGGAUUAUUGCAGCACUUAAUCUCCAUGGUGUUAUUUUUGCAGCCAUCUACACAUCACCAGAAACAGAUUCUCGACGUAACAUUACUAAAGUCACAGGAUUUCAAACUCUGUCUCAACAAAGUAAUGAUAUUGCAAGUGAAUCCAAGGAUAUUUGUCAACGAUUAUGUUUACCAUUUAAAUCCAUGUUUGAUUUUUCGCUCCUUAAAAGUCCUACCAUGUUGAUGUACGGGGCAUCAUGUUUUAUCAUCAUGUUAGCGGGUUUUGCCUGUCUGAGAAGUCUUAUGAUGGUAGAGCUUUUACCGGAAUAUGAGCCACACAGUUCGUUUGGAUUAGUUUCUCUGAGUAUGGGACUGGCUGUAUUCAUUGGACCACCUGUGUCAGGAGCAUUGUCUGACAUCAGCGGAAGUUACAACAUGGCCUUCUACUUCGGCGGCACCUCUCUUGUACUUGGAGGUUUAAUAUCCCUUCCUCUAAGACGCCUCUCAGAAUGGGAGAGACGUAAACAGAAGGAUGAAACAGUUGAUGUAGAUCGGAGAGAAAAAAAUGUUAACAUUUUAUCGACUGAAACUAAGAGCUUAUGGCGGUCUUACGUGCGUGUGACCUUCAAACCAAUCAAUGACAGUCAGUUUGUCGUCAAUUUACAUAUGCCGGUAUUUAUCAAUUAA